UAAAAAAGAUGAAAAGAACUUUCCCCUUCUCAGAAAAGAACAAAGAGUGGCCACAGUUUCUUACAGAAAAAAUUCACAGGAAAUGCGUGAAUGGAAAGGAAUUAGGUUAAUCAUCCCCAAAACAACCUCAAAUGGCUACCCUCUUCACCGCCAUUCCUCCUCCUCCCACGUCUCAAACUCCACAACCAACCUUCACUGCUACACGUCACCCACGCUUCAUAUUUUCCAUUUUUACCUAAUUCAUACAUUCAAUAAAAGAAUUAAAUUUUACCAUCAUAUUGUAAUAAUAUGUUCAUACCACUCUUAAAAAAAUAAAACUGAUUUUAAGGUAAUACAAAAAAUUACAUUAAUUGGCAUGGAUUAUGUUAUGGGUAUAAAAGUGUAGAAAUAUUGGUGAGUGAUGAGAGCGUAGUGGAGAAAAAAAGAAGUGUGUGGGUGAGUGAGAGCGCGACAUACUCCUACUUUGUUCAUAAAUGUUUCGAUUUUCUCUGUAACCCCAUUCAAGCAUUUUUUUUUUUUUUCCAUUCUGAAUUUACGAACAGGCGCACUAAGCAAUAACAAAGUGAUAGUACUACUACUACUAAUAGUAGUAUUGUAUUGUGAUUAGUUCCGACUUGUUGCUUUGCUUUGUCACCACGAAAUGAGUGCUCAACAAAAAGAAACGGAAAAUCAUGACACGCUUUCGUCCAAUCCAACGGUGGGUGAUACAAUGGGGGUAGCCGGUGAAACCUCGCAUGGAAACAAUGACUGGAAGCCAGAGAAAAUUCAGUUGGAAAUACCGACCACAACAUCGGAAGACUGUUGUCGGGAUUUUGUUGGAAUAAGGAUGCCACUGACGCCAAGUCCAACUCCUAGUCAGAAGAAAGUGAAUUUUCUUGUGACUUCUCGCUCUGUGGAUGCUCCCAGACCUUCUUCUUCUUCUUCUUCUUCGGCUUCCAGAGGCAAAUCAUCCAUGAGAAACAUCUUGCCGAGGUUUGGCUUCAAGAAUCGUCAGUCGCUUGAUGUCGAAAAGGCUGUUACCGCAGCUUCAGAAGCUUCUUUUUCUGGCCAUCAAGAAAAGUCCUCCAUCGCUAGAUCAGUGUCUCUCACCAAGAUAUUCACUCCUAAGAUUAAUAGAACGUCUUCGUUACCGGUAGAAGAAAUUGGGCGUGCAGACGUAGAAUCUGCUCUGGCUGGAACUCUUGCUGCUUCUCCAUACGGAAGAGAGACGCAGGGGAUGAUAGCUCGUUCUCGUUCAGUGCCUGUCAAUAGCAAAGAAAAAGGCAUAAGGAGAAUGGAUUCAGUUUUCCGCAUCAUUCCUUCCACUCCUCGCGUACAUGAAGUCAAUCAAUCAACAAAGGAUUCUGACAAUGGAGGUGGUGAAGAUAUUGGUCAAGAGGAAGCGGUGUGCAGAAUUUGUCUGGUUGAUCUAUGUGAAGGAGGUGAGACAUUAAAGAUGGAAUGCAGCUGCAAAGGUGAACUGGCUCUGGCUCACCAAGAAUGUGCUGUUAAAUGGUUUAGUAUCAAGGGUAACAAGACCUGUGAUGUGUGCAAGGAGGAAGUUCGGAACCUCCCUGUCACUCUCUUACGGAUCCGAAGUGUCCAAACCCAGAAUACUGGAGUAAGGUCCGAGCAGGGAGAUGAUUUCAGGGUUUGGCAGGAACUCCCAGUGCUUGUUAUUGUCAGCAUGCUUGCCUACUUUUGUUUCCUUGAGCAGCUGUUGGUUGGAAAAAUGGGAACCAGGGCAAUUUUCGUCUCUCUUCCAUUUUCAUGUGUACUAGGCCUACUCUCCUCCGUGACAUCAACGACCAUGGUGAAGAGCAAGUUCAUCUGGUUAUAUGCAUCUGUCCAAUUUCUUUCGGUGGUCCUAUUCGCUCAUAUAUUUUACCCCUUGGUUGGUAAGCAUGCGGUUUUGUCGAUCCUUCUUGCUACAUUUGCCGGGUUUGGUGUUGUGAUGAGUGGAAGUUCAAUUGUUUUGGAGAUUUCUAGAUGGAGAAGAAGAUGGCAAACUUUAUCACAGCAGCAGCGUGGUUCUUCAGCAAUGACACAAGAAGGGCUAUCAAAUAACUAAGGAUUUUGCUUCAGUGUACAUGUGCACAAGACUUCAAUGUACAGCUUAUAUAUCAUCCUGAUAGAGAAUAACCUAGGACUAGAGUUUCUCUUGCAGUGGAAUAAUAACUUUCCUUUUUGCUUCAAGUAUUUUUCUGCAUCAAAUAACGGAUAAUAUCACUUCUUUACUCUAUAAUCAUAGUAAAACGCUGCAACACAACCACUACACCACACUGUCGUCAUUGCAGAGAAAGAAAAAGAGACAAAUGCAGAAAGAAAGCUCUUUUAGGAGUACAUUUUCUGUAAGGAUGCUUUCCAGAAAAUCUCUUUCGAAAUACAUAUUCUGAAAGUUAGUUUCACGGAAAGUAAAAUUGUCAUUUUGAAAGCUUUAGCAGGUGCACAAAGAAAUUAUAGGUGUGCAGAAAGUAAAA
Molecule: messenger RNA, 2459 nt
Organism: Vigna radiata var. radiata (mung bean)
Lineage: Eukaryota; Viridiplantae; Streptophyta; Magnoliopsida; Fabales; Fabaceae
Exons: 8
Coding region: 641-2050 (469 amino acids)
Molecular function (GO): zinc ion binding
Source: RefSeq, a predicted model, not a curated record